Molecule: messenger RNA, 2589 nt
Organism: Erinaceus europaeus (western European hedgehog)
Lineage: Eukaryota; Metazoa; Chordata; Mammalia; Eulipotyphla; Erinaceidae
Gene: CBX4
Product: chromobox 4
Exons: 5
Coding region: 221-1858 (545 amino acids)
Biological process (GO): negative regulation of DNA-templated transcription
Source: RefSeq, a predicted model, not a curated record
AUGAGUUCUUGUGCUGCCGCGGCCCGGGCUCAGUUGUCUGAGCGAGCGCGUUCUGCAGCCCGGAGCCCGGAGCCGGGUGGGGCCGGCGGGGUUGUGCGGGCAGAUCUGCUGUGCGGACGGCGGGGGCACCUCAGACCGGGGCGGCAAACAGGAGCAGGGAGAGCCAACAGCGUCUGCAGCCGUGCCGGCCACUCGCGCUCCAGCGUUCUCCGGCGGGGCCAUGGAGCUGCCAGCUGUUGGCGAGCACGUCUUCGCGGUAGAGAGCAUCGAGAAGAAGCGGAUCCGCAAGGGCAGAGUGGAGUAUCUGGUGAAAUGGAGAGGCUGGUCCCCCAAAUAUAACACGUGGGAACCUGAGGAGAACAUCCUGGACCCGCGGCUGCUGAUCGCCUUCCAGAAUAGGGAACGGCAGGAGCAGCUCAUGGGCUAUCGUAAGAGGGGUCCGAAGCCGAAACCGCUGGUGGUCCAGGUGCCCACCUUUGCCCGCCGUUCCAAUGUGCUGACUGGCCUGCAGGACUCAUCUGCGGACAACCGCACCAAGCUGGAGCUGGGCACCCAGGGCAAGGGCCAGGGCCACCAAUACGAGCUGAACAGCAAGAAACACCACCAGUACCAACCUCACAGCAAGGAGAGGGCGGGCAAGCCACCACCGCCUGGCAAGAGCGGAAAGUACUACUACCAGCUCAACAGCAAGAAGCACCACCCCUAUCAACCUGAUCCUAAGAUGUACGACCUGCAGUACCAGGCCGGCCACAAGGAGGCGCCCAGCCCCACCUGCCCGGACCUGGGUGCCAAGAGCCAUCCACCGGACAAGUGGGCUCACGGCGCAGGGGCCAAGGGCUACCUGGGGACGGUGAAGCCUCUGGCCAGUGCGGCGGGAGCGCCGGGCAAAGGCUCGGAGAAGGGGCCCCCCAACGGCAUGGCGGCGACCCCCAAGGAGGCGGUGGCGGGCAACGGCAUCGGGGGCAAGAUGAAGAUCGUUAAGAACAAGAACAAGAAUGGGCGCAUUGUGAUCGUGAUGAGCAAAUACAUGGAGAACGGCAUGCAGGCUGUCAAGAUCAAGUCCGGCGAGGCGGGCGGCGAGGCGCGGCCCCCGGCGCACAAGAAGCGGGCGGCGGAUGAGCGCCACCCGCCGGCCGACCGGACCUUCAAGAAGGCGGCGGGGCCGGAGGAGAAGAAGGCUGAGACCCCCUCCAAGCGGCGGGAGGAUGAGGCUCAGGGGCCGGGCGACACGCAGCUGCAGGACGGCGGCCCCCGCAAGCUGUCCCCCGACAAGGAGUCCUUCGGGGAGCCGCUGCAGCUCACCACCAAGCCCGACCUGCUGGCCUGGGACCCGGCCCGGGGCUCACACCACCAUCACCACCACCACCACCAUCACCACCAUCACCAUGCGCUGGGCCUCAAUCUGGCCCACACACGCAAGCGCUGCCUGUCCGAGACGCACGGUGAGCCCUGCAAGAAGCGUCUGACUGCACGCAGCAUCAGCACCCCCACCUGCCUGGGGGGCAGCCCGGCUGCCGAGCGCCCACCCGACGCGCCCCCCGCCCCUGCUGCCACUCUGCCGCAGCCCGAGGUCAUCCUGCUGGACUCGGACCUAGAUGAGCCCAUAGACUUACGCUGUGUCAAGACGCGGGGUGAGGCGACUGAGGUGCCAGGCGGCCUGCAGGUGAAGCCCGAGGCCCCCUCCAGCUCACCGGGGGUGGUGCUGCCUGCCGUGGCCCAGCAGCCGCUGUCGACCGAGGCCCAGGACGAGCCUGAGGAGCCGCUGAGCGAGUUCAAGCCCUUCUUUGGAAAUAUAAUCAUCACCGAUGUCACUGCGAACUGCCUCACCGUCACGUUCAAGGAGUACGUGACAGUGUAGCCCGUAGGAUUGGGAAAAGGACGCGCCAAGGGCCAUGGGGAAGCUCUUGCUGCGGGCUGCUGCGCCCCGCACGGGGUAGGCCAGCGAGCCGGUGGGGCACCUGCACCAGUCCCUCCCACACGGUGCCUGCAGGGAUCCCGCCAACCUGCACAUCCAAGAUUGGGCUACGCUCCUGCCCCCUCUCGCCCCCCCCCCAGACUGACAGGGCAGCCGGGGCUCAGAGUUAUAGUAUUAUAUUUUAACCGUGCUAACUUGUCAAGUGCAGACUUCCCUCCCGUUUGUACGUGGUGUUCUUAUUGAAAUGUAUUGUCUGAGCUCAAAAAAAAGGCCCAACCCCCCCACACACUUUGGGCUGAUAUCUAUAUCUAUAUAUAUAUAUAUUUAUUUGUAGGUAUUUAUAUAUUGAAAUAUAAAAGCCUAGAUUUAUGGAGUCUUCUCUAGAUCACGUUAUAUUCUAUAUCAGACAAAACUAUUUUCUUUUGCCCUUCCUUACCCCUUUAUUCAGUAUCUUGGUUUCUUUCAUCCCCCUUUCCAGGAACUGCAAUCCAGUAACCUUGGUAUAUAUUUUUUGAUACUGUACACAUGGAUGUGUUGUUUCUAUGUGCAAAAAAAAAGUUUGUUAAAAGGCUAAACGAGCUCUUUAGAAACUGCUGCUACUAGAAAUGUCUAAACUAUAAGCUUCCAAUUAUUACCUGCUUGAAUGUAAAUAUUAAAUGGAGAUGUUGAAGGUG